This is a messenger RNA of Histoplasma mississippiense, 315 nucleotides long. RefSeq names its product cell cycle control protein cwf14. The record is from RefSeq and is a predicted model, not a curated record. Lineage: Eukaryota; Fungi; Ascomycota; Eurotiomycetes; Onygenales; Ajellomycetaceae. Gene Ontology annotation, biological process: mRNA splicing, via spliceosome. Gene Ontology annotation, cellular component: nucleus; spliceosomal complex. The transcript is spliced from 2 exons. Bases 1 to 315 code for a protein of 104 amino acids.
AUGCCUCCCAUCCGCACCUCGCGGACCCGUAAACCCCCGCCAGACGGCUUCGACGACAUCGAAGACACCCUGCUCGAGUUUAGCAACAAGAUGAAAGAUGCAGAAAACGCCUCGCAUGAGGGCAAGAAGAGGCACGAAGUCCUCUGGCCGAUAUUUCAGAUUAGCCAUGCGCGAUCCCGCUACAUCUACGAUCUCUACUACGAAAAAGAAGCCAUUUCCAAACAACUAUAUGACUGGCUGCUGAAAAAUAACUAUGGGGAUGCCUUGCUUAUUGCGAAGUGGAAGAAGCAAGGUUAUGAGAAGGUGCGUACCUGA